GGCGGAACAUCUCCGGGUGUCCCACAUUACGGACGACGGCCACGAACUCUUUCAAAGUUCCUGACCGUAAGCGCUCCAACGCCGAGGCUCUCCGCCGUCCCCGACUUUGGGCCGCAAGGCGGCGCUCCCACACUGGCCAGGCCCCGCUCCUCGGCUGAGGUGCGGGAGACCCCUGCUCCGCUCGCAGGGGGCUGGGCGCACGCCAGGUCACGCGUGCUGCUCGCCGCGAGACUGGUCGUCGUCGACCGCCUUCUUGAUCAUGCGCUGGAGGUCGCGGUCGGAGAUCUGCUGAGCCCACGCCGGCGGCUUGAGGUUCAGCUGCCCCAUCGCCGCCUUGAUGAGCUGGACGUCUGUGUCGGACGACAGGGCCGAGGGCCCUGGAGGCGGCGGUGCCGCGGCGUUGCGGCCGAAGUCGGCGAAGUCCUCGCCGCCGUCGGCCAGAUCUGCACCGGCGCCGCCGCCCAGCGGAGGCGGCGGCGCCGCGGUAUUGCGGCCGAGGUCGGCGAACUCCUCGCCGCCCGCUGGCACCCGCGCGUCGCGCGGCCUGGCCGCCGCCCCGCCGAGCGGCGCGGCCGCCGCCUCGCCGGGCGCGUCUGGGCGGCCUCCGUCCUCGCCGGCGGGCCCCUCCUGCUCGCGGGGAGCGAAGACUGACACCACUCACGAGCGCAAACUUCUGGAGGCCAGCGCGGAUUUCUAGGAUCGGCGCCAGGUGGCCUCUGCCUGGUGCGCCAGGGGCGGCGCCGGAGGCGCCGCCAGGGGGCUCCAGCGCCGAGCCGAGAAGUCCGCGCGGACCUUCAAACGUUUUAUGUUUACUCGGCUGCACGCAAGAGCGACCCAGGGCACAAGCGACCUUUGGAGCGCGGCUGUUUAGGGUGCGAGGGGGCCAAGCCCAGGCGCAGGCCGCUAUCGCAUCGCAUUCAGCGAUCGGGGAGCCCCACUGGGCCCGCACCAAAGGUCACUCCAGCGAAGGGUCACUCCUACGUGUAGUCGAUUCAGUCAUUUCUGUUCCCCCGAUGCUCCGCCCCCAACCACGUCUCCACGGCGCCCUCGCUGCCCUCGUCGUCGGAACCCAGGGCCGCAUAGCCCGCUGGAGCGAAGGCGCCGUCGGCGAACUCUUCCUCCUCCCACUCUGCAUCUUCACCACCGCCCUCCUCCGCCUCAUGGGCUGGCCCGCGGCCCCGCCCGCUCCCUGCGGCCACGGUGCGCUCGUAGUUUGUCUCCAGCAGGCUGAGCGUCUGCAGCAGCUUGUCGGCCACGGAGUCGCUGAUCUCGCUGCCGCCGCUCCCCUCGAGGCUCUCCAGCCUGCCCAUCACGUCGCGGUCGUUCCUUGCGCCCGCGGCGGCACUGGUAGGGGCUUCCGCGGGACCACCGGGCGCAGCGGAUUCUCUGGGGCGCUCCUCCUCCAGGACCAUGGCGUGCCCCUGGUGGCCCAUUCGCCGAAGGAGGUGGUCGCGCCAGAGCGGGAGAGGCUUGAGCCAAAACGACUACU
Prorocentrum cordatum is the source of this 1489-nucleotide messenger RNA. The record is from the annotation of a GenBank genome assembly. NCBI's taxonomy places the organism in Eukaryota, Dinophyceae, Prorocentrales, Prorocentraceae.